AUGUAAAUAUGAAAAUCAUAUGAAAGGUACGAACGGAUACACCUAAAGAGUUCCCUCCAAAACAAUGGCUACUUUCCUAAUCCUCAAUUCACUAUCUCCCGCUCUUCCUAUCCACACAACAGCCUAUGCACGUGCCACCUUCAAGCCUCUGCACGUGCAAACAAUCCGCUUCGCCGGCGACGGAAAACCGAGGAGAAGCUUAUCGGUAAUAACACGUGCAGCGCCCAGCACAACCACCUAUGUUGUCGCAUUUUUGAUCCCUCUCUCUAUGCUUAUCGGCACCAUCAUCACCUCUCUUAGAAUUUCUGAUAAGCUUGACAGAGAUUAUCUUGAAGAGCUUGCCAUUAAUCAGGCAAUCAGGGAUGCUGAUGAAGAGGGUGACGACGACGAUGGCAUUUCUUUGGAGGAUGAAGUGAAUCAGCGUGCGCUUCAGGGCACAAAGACCCGCAACCGGCCAAAACGGGAGGCCUAGGUUUCAUCUAAUAUGAUUUUUUGUAUUAAUUUUAUUUGCAUUUGAAUGCACGAGUAGGCAAACAUAAUGCGGGCUUCAUCGUAUAAAAAGCUGAUUGUAACUUCUUAAACCCCUGUAAUUUCUAGUGCGCCUCGAGUACAAAGGUAGCUAUUCUGCUUUGCUAUGGAGCUACAUUGUGAAUA
Molecule: messenger RNA, 654 nt
Organism: Mercurialis annua (annual mercury)
Lineage: Eukaryota; Viridiplantae; Streptophyta; Magnoliopsida; Malpighiales; Euphorbiaceae
Exons: 2
Coding region: 65-472 (135 amino acids)
Source: RefSeq, a predicted model, not a curated record